Alternaria rosae is the source of this 1704-nucleotide messenger RNA. RefSeq names its product cation efflux family-domain-containing protein. Gene Ontology annotation, cellular component: membrane. The record is from RefSeq and is a predicted model, not a curated record. NCBI's taxonomy places the organism in Eukaryota, Fungi, Ascomycota, Dothideomycetes, Pleosporales, Pleosporaceae. The transcript is spliced from 4 exons. Gene Ontology annotation, biological process: transmembrane transport; monoatomic cation transport. The coding region runs from base 196 to 1557 and encodes 453 amino acids. Gene Ontology annotation, molecular function: monoatomic cation transmembrane transporter activity.
GGGUUCAAAGAAAGAAACUCCUGCGGAGGAGGGCGGGAAAUCUGCCGCGGUGGCGUUCACAGCGACGCUUUAUUACAUUGCAUGCCCUGAGCUGAGGCAUAUAUCACCCACUCCGUAACUCCCACACCGUAGCAGAUCCUAGAGAUCGCCCAUACACACACACAUACGCGUCCCUCAGCCCAUCGCCCGGACACCAUGACUUCCGAUCUUCACACUUCACCUAAUGGCCCAUCACACGACCAAGCUGCUGGGCAAACAAGCGCUCCAGUAAGCUCUGGCACUACACCAUCGUCAAACCAGGCCAAUGUCGGCGCCGAGCAUAGGACAGACGCCAUUGAGCGACUGUCAUCUGUAGACAAUGCAUCGUCGCGGGGAGCCAAGGACGAUGUCACCAUCGUCGUCAAGAACGAUCCACUCGAUCUCCGCAAACACGUUCGAGACGAUGUGACUCAGAAACAGAUGAAGAGUGACUAUCCACUCGCCAAGCCCAGGCACAUGAAGAAGUUCUACACAAGACAGAAUGCCUUGAUCGAUCAGUUCCUUCAGAGUGGAGAUGAAGAACGCUUGGCUGCUCUUGACAUGGUCGAGAAUGGACCCAAAGUCCGCUUCGCCGUGAACGCUUCGUUCAUCGUCAACUUUUGCUUGUUCAUCAUCCAGAUGUAUGCAGCCGUUUCCACGGGUUCGUUGUCGCUGUUCGCGACAGCUGCGGACGCCUUCAUGGACUUGGUCUCGUCGGUGGUUAUGCUCAUAACAUCUCGCAUGGCAGCACGGCCAAGCGUUUACAAGUACCCCGUGGGGCGGACACGUAUCGAGACGAUCGGUAUCAUCAUGUUCUGCUGUUUAAUGACAACGGUAGCUAUUCAGCUCAUCAUCGAGUCUGGGCGCUCCUUGGCUGGCGGUGCCACGGAAUCUGAGGAACUCCACAUUAUCCCCAUCGCUUUCGUUGCGACAGCCAUCUUCUGCAAAGGCUCACUAUGCGUCUACUGCUUCAUCUACCGACGCUACCCCGCUGUCCAUGUCUUCUUCAUCGACCAUCGCAAUGACAUUAUCGUCAAUGCCUUUGGUCUUGCCAUGUCGAUCGUCGGUAGCCGCGUCGUCUGGUAUGUCGACCCUAUCGGUGCUAUUCUCAUCGGUCUUUUGAUCUUGGUUUCUUGGGCUGCCAAUGCUUUCGACCACGUCUGGCUGCUUGUCGGCAAGUCAGCACCAAAAGACUACAUCAGCAAGUUGAUCUACAUGGUUGUCACACACGACGACAGGAUCCAGAGAGUCGAUACUUGCCGCGCGUACCACGCUGGACAGAAUUACUACGUUGAAGUAGACAUUGUCAUGGAUGAGGGUCUACCGCUUAAGGUCACUCAUGACGUCUCGCAGACCCUGCAGAGGAAGCUCGAAGGUCUUGCCGAUGUUGAGCGAGCCUACGUGCACGUCGACUACGAAAGCGAGCACGACAUCUUCGAGGAGCAUAAACCUCUCUACGAAGUCACGCAGUCCAAGACCAUCAAGGAGCGCGUCAAGGCGCUCCGCUUUCUUUUCAAGAAAAACGAGAAAGGUGCUUAAGCAUCGACACCUGUACACCAUGUAUUUCUACGGUGCCAUUGGCAUCAAAAGUUUACGUUUCCCUUUGCGUCAUUUAUACCCCAGCGCAGCAAUAUACAAGGCCGCUGUUGUUACUGUUAAUGCAAAUGUUAUUGUUAAUGAGACACA